Messenger RNA from Epinephelus lanceolatus (giant grouper), 2688 nucleotides. The record is from RefSeq and is a predicted model, not a curated record. NCBI's taxonomy places the organism in Eukaryota, Metazoa, Chordata, Actinopteri, Perciformes, Serranidae.
UGGAGCAGAGUGUAAGGAACAUGGUAUUUAACAUUGAGGACAAAGAGAAGGAGGCACAGUAAAAAUGGCUCUUUACCAGUUUCUGUGUGGUCUUACUGUGAUGAUCAUUCUCUCAUCCAAAGGAUGUCAAUCACAGCAUGGGCCAGUUUGUGGCCGAGCUGUAAGAAACUCCAGAAUUGUGGGAGGUGAAAAUGCAUCUCCGGGAAGCUGGCCCUGGCAAGUCAGUUUAAUCUCGAAAGGCACUAACUACUGUUCAGGGUCCCUGAUUAACAACCAGUGGGUGUUGACGGCUGCUCACUGCUUGACAGUACAUGACCUUCCAACGACAGAAGUGUUCCUGGGCCGCCACAGCCAGUCAGGUCCAAACUUGAAUGAAGUGUCACGGCGACUUGACAGGAUCCAGUGCCAUCCAUCAUACAGAUUUCUGACCCAUGACAACGACAUAUGUCUUCUGAGGCUGUCGGCGCCAGUGAAUUUUACGGACUACAUACAACCGGUCUGCUUGGCCUCCGCAGAGAGCACUUUCCACACCGGGGUUAGCAGCUGGGUCACUGGUUUUGGUUCUACUCAGGCUAAUUCAUUUACCCAAGCUGACAUCCUACAGGAGGUGAAUUUACCAGUGGUGGGAAACAAUGAGUGCCAAUGCACCCAUCGCCACCUCACAGACAACAUGAUCUGUGCUGGGUUCACAACUGGAGGGAGGGAUGCAUGUCAGGGAGACUCAGGGGGGCCACUGGUGACCAAAAACGAUUCAGUGUGGAUCCAGUUUGGAGUUGUGAGUUUUGGUGAGGGCUGCGGCGAGGCUAUGACUCCUGGAGUUUACACACGUGUGUCCCGGUACCAGGACUGGAUCACCAACAUCACUGGCGGCAGCGAACUUGGCUUUGUUACCUACAUCUCCUCAGGAGUGGACAGUGACUUAAACUUUAACUGUCCUACAUCACCAUCAGGCAUUGGGACAACCGCAUUCCCGUUUCACACAUUCAACUUCACCACCACUUGCGAGGGCUGUGAUAAGGGUGGUGGCAGCGUAUUUGACAGUGGUGAAAAUGUGAUCCAUUUCUCCCACCUCACUCACUUCACCUCACUCUGUCUUCUGGUUAUUUCACUCUAUGUGCUGGUUGGUGACGUGUAACAUAAGAAUGUGAAACUACAAACUAUUUACAGUUUGAGGUUUCUGUGCCCAACAGUCUCAGUCACUGUGUUUGAUAUGAAGCUUCUUCUUUCGAUGUGGAGAAUAUGAAAGGAAAAAUGCAAUACUGACAUGCUGUUACUGUAAACAAAAGAAAAUCCUUCUUAAAUGAAUAUAUAUCGAUUGAACGAUUGUACGUUAUUAUGAUUUGAUGAUAAUCACAAAUGGGAUUGUUGGAGAAUAACUUAACACUAUGCUGAAACGCGGUGUCUCACUGCCCUCUGCCAUGUAAAGUUUGAAGCCUUUUUCACCUGAGUGUGUUAGAAAUGUGUCCUGUUGUACCUGUAACCACACCCAUUGUGAUGUCACAAUUUUCUGGGGUACAUCACUGCAAGUCAGCAAAAAAAAAGAUUUUCGAGAUUUCAAGUUGCAUUAUCAGAGAUUAAUAUCUUUAUGCCAUUAAAAGUAAAGACAUUUUUAUAAACUUGCAGAUUGUGGGACUGAUGUAAAGUACGGAAAAAGUAGUUUGUAAAAUUUUGCACUGUCUUUUAAAGAAAUUAUUUUAGACAUGUUUUGUAAGAAAACAGAAAAUACACUUUUUUGUUUCUGUAAAAAAAUAAAAAAUAAAAAAUGACCUCCUGGGUGCAGAACCCAAGGAAGAAAUAAUUUCCUAUUUACACAUUUAGCAGAGAUUGAGACACAUUAGCAUUCAUUCAACUGUUCCUGGACACCUGAUGAAUGCAAGUAGUCCAAUGUUCACUUUCCUUUUAGCUCUGUUUUGGUUGACCAACUCUCGAGGGAAACAUUUGGCUCUUAAUUUGGUAAAUGUUCACAGGAGAUUCAAAAAAAGCUGAUGAUGAUGAUACAUGAAACAGAGGUACUACGAAGCAGGACGCAAGUCCACAAAGCUGCUGGCCUAUAGAUUAAAAAAGCAAACGGCAAUUAAUAAGACGCCUGAGAGAUCGUCUAGCUGAGCAUAAAUAUGCCAUUAGAAUUAAAAAUCAUGACUACCCCAUGGCUAGGCAUUUUAGUGAAUAUCACAAUGCAAAUGACUCCUUACUGCGCAUUGAGGGCAUUGAGCACAUUAAACCUAUGGUUAGGGACGGUGACAGAAUACAGAGACUUAACCAAAGGGAAGCUUUUUGGAUUCAUCAAUUGGAUGCAUUAAAAUAUCCUGGUCUUAAUGAAGAUAUAGACUUUACAAGUUUCCUUUAAUGUUUCUGUUAUGUUUAAUAUCUUCAUUCAUCAUAUCUUGAACAUAUGUUUAAUACUGGUUCAUGGGUAUUUUAUUAAGUCUGAUUGAUGUUUGGUUUGGUUAUGUUUUGUGUGUUGUUCUUGUUUUCUCAUUCUCUGUGAUUUAUUAUCGUGGUUCAUUGGCUUCACCUGUCAUGUCAUUAACUGUGUCAUGUGAUAGUUUCUUAUUGGCUGCUGCUGCUAUAUAGAUGAAACCACACCUUGGUGCAUCUGUUUCUCCAGUCCUGAUGAAGACCAACAGUGGUCGAAACAUGUUGGCUUUUUAAUGAGUUGGCCAUUAUAAUAAAGGCUUUUUAAUCUAA